AUGACUAGGAUUUAUGAUGCCCAUCUCACAAGGGGUAAUCUUUCCACUGUGCUGGGGCACAACCUUGUUACCAAUGUGGAGGAAAAAUGUAUGACUAAUGCCAAUGUGCCUAGAAUUGCAAGAAGGGAAAGAAAUGAGGCGGAAGGGAUGGAAAAGACAUGUCCUCAUCUAUUUGCUUUAGCCAUGACUAGGAUUUAUGAUGCCCAUAUUACAAGGGGUAACCUUUCCACUGUGCUGGGGUACAACCUUGUUACCAAUGUGGAGGAAAAAUGUAUGACUAAGGCCAAUGUGGCUGGAAUUGGAAGAAGGGAAAGAAAUGAGGCGGAAAGGAUGGAAAAGACAUGGGUAAGAAAAGAGAGGAAGAAAGGAAACUUAAUGGAGGAGGGUGUGAAGCCAACUACCAACCUCUUGAGCACAAAGAUUUCAAUAGAUAUUAGGAACCAGCUUGCAAAAUCUUACCACAUACCACCAAGUAGUACAGCCAUGACUAGGAUUUAUGAUGCCCAUAUCACAAGGGGUAACCUUUCCAUUGUGCUGGGGCACAACUUUGUUACCAAUGUGGAGGAAAAAUUUAUGAAUAAGGCCAAUGUGACUGGAAUUGGAAGAAGGGAAAGAAAUAAGGCGGAAGGGAUGGAAAAGACAUGGGUAAGAAAAGAGAGGAAGAAAGGAAACUUAAUGGAGGAGGGUGUGAAGCCAACUACCAACCUCUUGAGCACAAAGAUUUCAAUAGAUAUUAGGAACUAG
This is a messenger RNA of Ilex paraguariensis (yerba mate), 744 nucleotides long. NCBI's taxonomy places the organism in Eukaryota, Viridiplantae, Streptophyta, Magnoliopsida, Aquifoliales, Aquifoliaceae. The record is from the annotation of a GenBank genome assembly.